AUGUCACGGGACAGUGCUGAUAGAGAUGAAGUGUCGUUUACAGACGUAGAGGAUGCUCCAGCAGGAGGUGACAAACAAGCCACGGGUUCAGCUAUGAUGGACCUUAUCAGCGGCCUCCAGAAACAAAAAGGCUCUUCAACAUCAGGCGGAGAUAGCACAACCAGCGGAUCAACAGGAAGAGGCAAAAAGAAGAAGAAAGGCAAAAAAGGCAAGAAAGUGACUAAGCGGAAGAGAAGAAAGGAUCGUUACGAAUCACAGAAUUAUUUACUGCGCAUUGAAGGCACACUUUGUUGUGCUUCGAUUGUAAUCUCCAUACUGUGGCUUGUCUCAUGUUUCAUUGUGUUCAUAAUAUGCGGAAUUUGGAGCGGUUUCGAUUUCACCGCUACUACGGACUCGGUAAAACAAUAA
Haemonchus placei is the source of this 408-nucleotide messenger RNA. The record is from the annotation of a GenBank genome assembly. Lineage: Eukaryota; Metazoa; Nematoda; Chromadorea; Rhabditida; Trichostrongylidae.